GAGAGCUGUUGAAACAGAAGUCUGUCUCAGGACGAACAAAGUUUGUGUUGGUGGUUUGGAGAACUUUUCUGCUUACUAUUUCUCUACAACCAUUUUUCUUUCUUCUUUUUUCAUCUUAUUGCUUUUUUUUUCUCUUUCUUUUUUUUUUUUUUAACUCUGGGGUCUAUUUGGGGACAACUUGAGUGUGGAAUGGCUGAACUUGUGCGAAUCCGUAAGAAACGACUGCAGAUCCCCAUCUCUAGGUUGAGGGGCAUUCUGAAGCAGCUGGAGGAGAAAGAUGUCGACUUUGAAGACAUCAAAAAGAAUCUGGAUUUCACAGCAUCAUUACUGGAGGCAGUUUACCUUGACGGAACAAGGCAGUGCCUGGAAUCUGAAGACGAUCUUCAGCAGCUGCAGUCCGACGGCGUGCCCUCAGAGGUCACCGACUGGCUGGCGUCCACCUUCACCCAGAGGGUGCGGCGGCCUGCGCGACGCACAGAUGAAAAGCCCAAAUUCCGCAGCAUCGUCCAUGCAGUGCAGGCGGGGAUAUUUGUGGAGAGGAUGUUCAAGAGGGCCUACACUGCAGCCAUGCCCGACCAACCUGUGGCGGUCGUAAACUGCCUCAGGGAUGUUGACCGCUGGAACUUUGAUGUGUUUGCUCUGAACGUGACCAGCUCUGAUCAUGCACUACAGACUAUUUUCUUUGAGCUAGUCACCAGAUAUGAGCUCAACAGCCGUUUUAAGAUACCCAUCGGUUGCCUGACAGAGUUCUUGUCUGCACUUGAGAGAGGAUAUUGCAGACACAACAACCCUUACCACAGUCACGUCCAUGCUGCUGAUGUGACGCAAACAAUGCACUGCCUGCUGCUGCGCACUGGACUUGUGCACUGGCUGACAGAGCUCGAGGUGAUGGCUUCACUAUUUGCCGCAGCCAUCCAUGACUACGAACACACAGGAACCACAAACAACUUCCACAUCCACACAAAGUCAGAGUUUGCCUUGACAUACAACGACCGAUCGGUACAGGAAAGCCAUCACCUAAGUGCUGCAUUUCGGCUUCUGCAGAAUGAGCAAAUGAACAUCUUCAUGAAUUUGUCACGAGAAGAAUGGAUGGAGCUACGAUCACUGGUUAUAGAGAUGGUUUUGUCCACAGACAUGUCCUCCCACUUACUCCAAGUCAAAGCCAUGAAAUCCUGCCUACAACAACAAGAGCGCAGGAUUGAUAAGCCUAAAGCGCUUUCUCUGUUACUCCACACGGCUGACAUAAGCCACCCAUCCAAGCCCUGGGCACUGCAUUCACGCUGGACCAAAUCCCUGAUGGAGGAGUUUUUCAGGCAGGGUGAUAGAGAGGCGGAGCUCAACCUACCCUUCUCUCCUCUGUGUGAUCGUAAAAGCACCCUGGUAGCUGAGUCCCAGAUUGGUUUUAUAGAUUUCAUUGUAUAUCCUACAUUUUCUCUGCUGACGGACAUGGCUGAAAAGAUUGUUAUUCCUUUGGUGGAGGAGAAUCCUGGUCCACCAGACCCCUGUAACAGACACAGUAAUCUUUGGAAGGAAAGUUCCAGAGGUCUGCAGUGGAGUCUCGCCCACAUCACAGCAGAGCUGGUGAGCUUCCGUUCCACGUGGACACGACACACCGAAGACAACAAGCUCCAAUGGAAGGAAAGUGGCUCCAAUGGAUUUUCAGACCCAAGCCUGACGAGAGAACGAAGGACCAGUCAAGAAGAGCAGUCAGAAAAUUCCCCCACCACAGUUUCGAACCAGUAGGCAAGACCUCACCUCCGCUCGUAACCUCUGUGAUAUAUACAUGUGUAGCCGACCGAUUAUCUAUCAAGGUUAACUGAGGUUUGGAAUGCCUUACUCUACUAUACUAUAUACAGCAACAAACCACGGGUUUUUAAUGAACUUUUAAGAUCAUCUUCCCAAGGUAAGAUGCAGUAUAGUCAUAGAAAUGUCCUGAUGUCUUAUCAAGUGUAGCAUACUACCAUAACUUAAAUGCAAAAGUCGACAUGCUGGCCAUGUUACGGUAUAGUCCAUGUCAUUAAUUUAAUUUGCCACCGAAAAACAAACACCUAUUGUAUGUUUUGUAGUUUGAACUACACACACACACACACAUCAUUUAAUCAUGCAAUAAAUAUUGAAAAUAUAUUAUUUGCUAUGUGUGCUGUUUGGCAUGGAUUAUGUAAGAGGCGGGGCUUCUUAAACAUUAAAAAAAAUUCAACUCAA
Molecule: messenger RNA, 2202 nt
Organism: Solea solea (common sole)
Lineage: Eukaryota; Metazoa; Chordata; Actinopteri; Pleuronectiformes; Soleidae
Product: dual specificity calcium/calmodulin-dependent 3',5'-cyclic nucleotide phosphodiesterase 1B-like
Exons: 14
Coding region: 190-1743 (517 amino acids)
Biological process (GO): signal transduction
Molecular function (GO): 3',5'-cyclic-nucleotide phosphodiesterase activity
Source: RefSeq, a predicted model, not a curated record